CGGGCAACUCUCUCUUCCCAACGUUCUCGACUGGCACGAGUAUCGAGCCUAAUCUCGCCAGGAUGCCGGUCUCCAAAUCCACGAAGAAGUUCGAGAAGAACAAGCUCAAGGACGUGCUCAAGCGCCGGAAAGACCAUGCCAAAAUCAAGCAAAAGGUGCAGAUGAGCGCGAAGCGGAAGGAGAGGAGAGCGAGAGAUAAUGCGCCUGCCGAUGCCUUGGAUGGAGAGGGGAGUACAAAGCCUAAGAGCAAGGAUGUCGGGGAGAAUCCUAUCGGCGAGAUGUCCAUGGACCAGUUCUUCCAGGGCGGUUUCCAGCUCCCCGAACUGAACAAGAGCACGAAGACCAAGACCGGGAAGAGAAAGCGAACACCAGUGGAGGAGAAACGCGAUGAAUCUUCUGGCGAGGAUGGAUCCGCAGCAGAAAGCGAGUCCGGCGACGACAUGGAGGCGCACAAGGAACAACUGGCGGCGCUGGCCGAGAAGGAUCCGGAAUUCUACAAGUACCUCAAGGACAAUGAUGCGGAGCUCCUGGAUUUCGCCGAGGACGCAGACCUUGCCGAGAUAGAUGCGCUCAGUGCCAGUGAGGAUGAGGCAACACCGAGAAAGAAGCAGAAGUCGGCAAAGGAUGCGAAAAUCGAGAGUGAGGAAGGAACAGAUAACGAGGUCACGAAGAAACUCGUGGAGAAGUGGAAAACUUCAAUGGAGAAGACAUCUUCCUUGCGGGCCAUGAAGGAGGUUGUGCUUGCUUUCCGGUCAGCGGCGCACAUCAACGAGGACACCGGGAAAAAGUACAAGUACACAAUAUCAAACCCAGAUGUGUACCAUCAACUCCUUGUGACGGCUCUCGAUCUUGUACCCAAGGUCCUUCAACACCACUUGCCAGUCAGGGAGAGCGCUGGAGGCAAAAUCCGGAUACCCACAGACUCCAAGAAGUUCCGCACCCUCACCCCUCUUCUAAAAUCCCAUGCCGUGUCCGUCCACCACCUCCUCGAGAACCUUUCCGACGCGUCCACGCUGCGAAAAACCCUGGAGUCUCUCCAAGAACUCCUCCCCUACAUUUUGUCCUUCAAGAAGGUCGUUCGUGAGGUCAGCCGGACGGUUGCCUCCGUAUGGGCUGAUAACUCGAACACCGAAGUGACCCGGUUGACUGCCUUCCUGGUCCUGCGUCGACUGGUUGUCAUCGGUGAUAGUGGCAUCAAGGAGGCAGUUCUGAAGGAAGUAUAUCAGGGCCUUGUCAAGGGAUCUCGGAACACCUCCGUCCACACCCUUCAGGGCAUCAACCUCAUGAAGAACACUGCCUCGGAGCUGUGGGGCAUCGACCCCAAUGUCGGCUACACCACUGGCUUCGCCUUCAUCCGCCAGCUAGCCGUCCACCUGCGCUCCAGCAUCACCAACAAGACGAAGGAUUCCUACAAGACUGUCUAUAACUGGCAAUACGUCCAUUCCCUCGACUUUUGGUCCCGAGUCGUCUCCGCACACUGCGAGUCGUUGCGUGAAGCCGAAUCCGGAAAGCCGUCCCCCUUGAGACCUUUGAUCUAUCCGGUUGUGCAGGUCACAAUCGGAGCUAUGCGUCUCAUCCCCACGGCACAGUAUUUCCCUCUCCGCUUCCAGCUCGUGCGGUCGCUGCUGCGUAUCUCGUCCGCGACCUCGACCUACAUCCCUCUCGCACCUGCCUUGAUCGAGGUGCUCAACUCCGCGGAGAUGAAGAAGCCCCCUAAACCAAGCACGCUCAAGGCACUCGACUUCACCACGUCGAUCAGAGCCAGCAAGACCUAUCUUCGCACCCGCACGUACCAAGACGGCGUCGGCGAGGAGAUGGUCGAGCUGCUCUCCGAGUUCUUCGUUCUCUGGGCCAAGAACAUCGCAUUCCCAGAACUGGCGCUCCCCGUCAUCGUCAUGCUGAAGCGCUACGUGAAAACCAUGUCCAAGAGGACCGGCGGCAAUAAGAACGCCAAACUCAACUCGUUGAUCGCACUCCUUGUGCAGAAACUCGAGGCGAACUCCAAGUGGGCCGAGGAGAAGAGGGUCAAGGUCGAUUUUGCGCCCAACGAUCGUGCUGGCGUGGAAGGGUUCUUGAAGGAUGUAGAGUGGGAGAAGACGCCUUUGGGGGCGUAUGUAAGCGGCCAGAGGAAGUUGAGGGCGCAGAAGGCGAAGUUGUUGGAGGAGGCGAGGAAGAUGGAGGAUAGGAAGAGGAAGGAGGCGGAGAAGGCGGAGAUCAAUGGAGGUGCGGAUGAGGAAGAGGGAUCUCAGAGUGAGGAGGAAGGUGAGGACGAGGAGGAGAUGGAGAUGGAGGUGGAAGGGGAGGGGAUGGAUGGUGAUGAUUCUGAAGAGGAAGAUGACGAGUGAUGUUGGAGUGAGUGUAUUGGAUACCACGCAGUUUUAGUUAGUUAAUGAAUGGAAGGACUUCUUGGCG
This is a messenger RNA of Westerdykella ornata, 2412 nucleotides long. Its product is annotated as ribosome assembly protein-like protein Noc2. The record is from RefSeq and is a predicted model, not a curated record. Gene Ontology annotation, cellular component: Noc1p-Noc2p complex; Noc2p-Noc3p complex; nucleoplasm. The transcript has 3 exons. NCBI's taxonomy places the organism in Eukaryota, Fungi, Ascomycota, Dothideomycetes, Pleosporales, Sporormiaceae. The coding region runs from base 63 to 2345 and encodes 760 amino acids. Gene Ontology annotation, biological process: ribosomal large subunit biogenesis.